Neofelis nebulosa (Clouded leopard) is the source of this 580-nucleotide messenger RNA. RefSeq names its product antileukoproteinase-like. Gene Ontology annotation, molecular function: peptidase inhibitor activity. The coding region runs from base 19 to 408 and encodes 129 amino acids. Gene Ontology annotation, biological process: innate immune response; antibacterial humoral response. The transcript has 4 exons. NCBI's taxonomy places the organism in Eukaryota, Metazoa, Chordata, Mammalia, Carnivora, Felidae. Gene Ontology annotation, cellular component: extracellular region. The record is from RefSeq and is a predicted model, not a curated record.
UUGACCCCUCACCUCACAAUGCAGUCCGGUGGCCUCUUCCCCCUCGUGCUUCUUGCCCUGGGUACCCUGGUACCUUGGACUGUGGAAGGUGCUGGAAAUUCGUUGAAAGCUGGAGCCUGCCCUCCUGUAAAACCUGGUCGAUGCCUUAACGUAUUUGAGACCCCUGAGUGCCAGAGUGACUGGCAGUGUCCAGGGAGGAAGAUCUGCUGCUCCGAUGCUUGCGGAAUCAGAUGCCUGGACCCUGUCAUCUCUGACCAAACGUGUAUGAAGCCUGGCAAGUGUCCUGUGGUCAAUGGCCGGUGUCUGAUCCUCAAUCCCCCCAACCACUGUGAGACAGACCAACAGUGCGUGGGUGACUUCAAGUGCUGUAGGGGCCUGUGCGGGAAAGCCUGCGUGGAACCUGAAUAAGCCUGAUUCCUGUCAUUUAGAAGAGGUUCUGGAUUCCUAGUCUGUGGUCUGGGGCUCGGAUCACUGGGGCACUCCAUGGCGAAGACUUGGGUCUACCAUUAAGAUCUUCUGGGGGGGAAGGUGUGGCACACAGUAGGCUUUCAGGAAAUUGGUGAAUAAAUAAAUGAGCGUA